Varroa destructor (honeybee mite) is the source of this 1674-nucleotide messenger RNA. It is a transcript of the gene Yip1d1, whose product is annotated as Yip1 domain-containing 1. The record is from RefSeq and is a predicted model, not a curated record. Gene Ontology annotation, cellular component: membrane; trans-Golgi network. Lineage: Eukaryota; Metazoa; Arthropoda; Arachnida; Mesostigmata; Varroidae. Gene Ontology annotation, biological process: vesicle fusion with Golgi apparatus; endoplasmic reticulum to Golgi vesicle-mediated transport.
GCCAUCAGCCGGUCACCGCUGUUUCUUCGACUCUGUGCGCAGAGCUGAAGCAAGUGGCGCAUAGAGAGAACAUAAAUGAUGUGGCUCGUCAGCACGCGCUUGCUGCGUAGGCCAAAAGUGGAAGAAAAAGAGAGCGCUGAUGGACGACGAAAACGAUUCGCACGAACGAAGCAAUGCAUCCAUUCAGGACCGGGCGAAGGACGCAGAACGGUAAGCCUCAUGUAAAGCUUCCUGGUAAAAAGAGCGACACGAAGAGUUCCGUCGCCGCUACCGACUCAAAAAGAGGUCGGCCGCCAGACUCUCGGUGCUAAUGAGGACGCUGCUAUUGAACUGUGGGCCUAAAACGUGACCAGUCAAAGGCGCACACUGGAGAAAUAUAGGACAGAUAAUACCCAAACAAUUGUUUCCAGAAGAAUAAAAAAUAAAAACCCUAUUCGCUGAAGAUGCAUUUAGCGAAGCAAUAAAUGAACACAAAUUUAUCCUCAAAAUGGAAAGCGGCAAUCAGCAAUCGCUCUACUACGAUCCGUGGUCACAACAGCAACAGCAACCUUUCAUGAAUAUGCCUAUGAACAAUCUAACCACGGAUAGUAAACAAGGUGAAUUUGAUAACGAACCGCCUCUCUUGGAAGAACUUGGUAUAAAUGUUAAUCAUAUUUGGGAUAAGACUCUGGCGGUGCUUAAUCCUUUGCGGAAGAGUGAAGCUACUAUUCUUAAUGAAUGUGACCUUGCCGGACCGCUCGUUUUUUGUCUCGCCUUCGGCUGUUUCCUCAUGCUUGCAGGAAAAAUUCAUUUUGGGUACAUCUAUGGCCUGGGCCUUGUCGGGACACUAUCACUAUACGCCCUACUUAACCUGAUGUCGCAUGAGGGCAUCUCAAUCGGUACGACUGUCUCAGUGCUUGGUUACUGUCUUUUACCCAUUGUGCUGCUCUCAGGAUUCUCAAUUGUCAUUUCACUCAAGGGAGCUGCAGGCACUUUUUCAGCACUUCUAUCUAUAUCGUGGUGUGCUUAUUCGGCUUCCAAGCUUUUCGUCACAGCUCUUAGCAUGGACCAUCAGCAAAUGUUAGUUCUAUAUCCUUGUGCUCUUGUCUACGGCGUUUUUGCCCUACUAACGAUCUUCUAGGCUUUGUUAAAAUGCAUCACCGCCCUCUGACAGAAUAAGAGGCGUAACAGCAUUUUAAAUGCUGUCGAGGCAAUACAGAGAUCAAUCGAUUCUGACAGUGUUGGGUACAAGAGCCGGUUUUUGAUUCUGCGGUAUUAAAUGGCCUACAAUGUGUUAAGUAUUAUGUUGGACACUAUACCGUGCUAAUUACGGUAGGUCUGCGUUUGAAAUACAUUUCGAAGGUACAAGCUCUCACGAGCCAUUAUAAAGGUGCUGGCGAACUCUAAUCUAAAACUCAAUGUUGCGGUUAUGCGUGACUUGUAAAUAUAUGAUUAAUUGAUUACUGCUUUUGAUGUUAGUGAAAAUGUGACCUAAGUAUAUGUUUAGGCUUAAAAAUUUUACGUAAUGGAGUGACCUAGUGGAGAGUGUGUAAAUGAUGGACAGGUCUAAUCAGUUAUAUAAGUUAGAAUAUAUAGUGUAGGAGGGAUAUAAUAGUUAAAGAGUGACUACUAAAUGGCUGAAUAUUUUCAUAUACAAAAUAAAGUCUUGUAAAAGUAAUAAAAAAUGCAAAUUAA